Molecule: messenger RNA, 3196 nt
Organism: Canariomyces notabilis
Lineage: Eukaryota; Fungi; Ascomycota; Sordariomycetes; Sordariales; Chaetomiaceae
Exons: 6
Coding region: 119-2926 (935 amino acids)
Source: RefSeq, a predicted model, not a curated record
GACCUAAAUACUCUGCAGCUAUCAGCGAAAUCACCUCUUGAUACCAGUGCCUCGAGACGAGAUUCUGUUCUCAUAGGCUCAGAAGCAGUAGAAGCAGGAUCAAUUACAAUCGAUCUAGAUGCCGAAAUUCCAUCGACUCUACCCUGUGGGCGACGCGCCAGACAGCUCAAGCAUUGACGUUAUCCUUGUCCAUGGCCUUGGGGGCGACUACCAGAUGACAUGGCAGGCAGAGGACGGCACACUCUGGCCCAGCCAUCAGGAUUUCGUGCCUCAAUACAUACCCGAGGCUCGUGUCCUUUCCUGGUCCUACAAUUCAACCAUCAACGGCUUUUUUAGGGUGGUGCGAAAUAACGCGAAGAAGCUCCUCAGCGGGCUUCUUGACCUGCGCGAGGAGCAGAACCUCUCGGCUCGGCCUCUGAUAUUCAUUGGCCACAGCCUGGGUGGUGUGAUUAUCAAACAGGCAAUCCGCUUCGCUUUCAACGACCCAGCUUUUGAAUCGAUUGCCAGGUCAAUUCUUGGCGUUAUGUUUUUCUCGACUCCUCAUUAUGGAGAGCAGCACCACUGGCUGGACUUUGUGUCUGACGUUCUUAGCUGCACCGGCCCUCCUGGCAAUCAAGGCCCCACGCCCGAAAUGCUAGAGGAUAUUGGAAGGAACUACGAAGUCCUGUCAAACGUGACCGAGGAGUUCAAGCCACUUCUCAGGAGUGACCUGGGUAUUGUCAGUUUUGUCGAAGAUGACGCGAGUGAGAUACGCGGGAGUUUGAGAACCAUCGUUGACCGUAACACCGGUUAUCUCCAAGACCACGAGGAGCGGAACUACAGUCUAAGCGGGAAUCACAUUUCGAUCUGUAAAUUUCCGGCGGAUGAGGAGGGGAAGUCGGGUUUCCGGACGGUUGGCAUCAAUCUCAGAUGGCUUGCAACAGGAUCGAGCAGGGCGAGACGCCUUACCGACAUACAUUGCAAAGUGUUGAGCUUGCUCGAUCCAAACAAGCUCCGUGAGCAUUAUCGCAAGUUCAAACCGUCCGCCAACACAUGCCAGUGGAUUGAUGAGCGGGAAGAAUACAAGCGAUGGCUCGACUGGGACGGCCAUCCCGACUAUACUAAACUCUGGGUCACUGGUGACAAGGCAUGCGGCAAGACUUUCCUGGCGAGGCAUAUCCUUGGCCAGGUGCGCCGCGAUAAAACCACGCUGGUGCUCCAAUGCUUCGUGGAUGGAACUAGUACCCCUACACGGGUCGACUGUGACGCCGUCCUCUCCUCUACCGCCCGCCAGCUCGCCCAGGCACACCCAGACUUGAUCGACACUUUCCUAUUGCGGAGGUAUAAAACCGACAGAAAGACGCUGGGGUCCCUUCAAGACGUCUGGCCGGAGAUGGUCCAGUACGGGGUGAAUGUUAAGGGGCUGCGAACAAUCGUGCUCGUCGAUGGCUUCGACAAUCUUGAAGACAAGGAACAGGAAUUGUUUCUGCAAUGUUUCAGCAAGAUUGAACCGAAGGACAAACGGAAUCUGCGCCUCUUGAUCGUGUCAAACCCGGGCACCAUUGACCUUGAAGACGAUCCCUGGAAGUUCCGGAGGUAUAGCAUCACACAGAGGGACGUCUCCCAAGACAUAUAUAGCACAGUGUAUCAGUUGCUGGACAUACCCGUCCUCGAUGACCAAUCGCGGAAAACUGCCAGCAAAAGGAUCCAAGAGCGCGCUGAGGGCGUGUACCUCUGGGCGGCGGUGGUGACCCACGACCUGAAGCUCUCCUUUUUUACUAUUAGGGACGUGGAAGAGCACAUCAACGGCCUGCCAGGCAGGAUGGCUGAAUUAUACGAUAAUAUUCUUGGAAGAAUCAAGGUCCGGCUGCCGAAAGAGACUGCUCGAGUCCGCCAUAUUCUGCUGUGGAUUGCCUUCCGGCACGAGAAGCUCAGUACCGAUGAACUCGGUAUCGGCUUAGCGCUGGCCAAGUACCGGGAGGAUUACCCAAAUACGCCAGUGCAUGAGUCAACUUUUGGCAGCUUAUACAUCAUCCAGCCUCGCAUGGUCCGGCCUACUGUGAUCGGUCUUUGCGGCCAGCUUGUCCGCUUCUGUCGCGACGAGGUCGAACUGGUUCACAGCAGCCUCGCACUGUACCUCACCUACACAGCGUCUCGUAUCAAAGGCUUGGAUGAACGGGUAGAAAUUCCCAACCACGGCCAAUUUCACCUGCCGCCUCAAGAGUCGCACUUGCUCCUAGGCAACCUCUGCAUGUCCUACCUUGCUAUGGCGCCAUUUUCCGACUCUGGUGCUUCAUUUGACCCGAACUGCAGGGAACAGUGGGAGAGUAAGGUGCGCGAGCGUGUACGGAACUUCAAGCUUGUGCGGUAUGCUGCGCUGUCGUGGACGAAGCACUUGAGGGAUGCUGGACGCGAACUACUCGGAGCCGGCCCGCCAACCAAUACAGAGGCGGACAUACACGCACAAAGGCUGAUUGAGACGGUUGACUCACAUCAUGCGGUCUGCUGGACUGAAGUGUGGUGGCUCGUUCGGUGCUGGCCGGCAUUCAACUAUCCCGAAGGGUCCAGGACUCCCGGCAUGGAGCACAUCCUCGUUCAUCCCCCAAGACCGACGCAUCUCUUUCCCCAUUUGAAUGACCAGCACACUCAGAGCAUGGAGCCACCAGCAAUAGACCCUAUUGUCUCGGCCGAGGACGCACCAAUAGAAGCGGAUGAAUACGACGUACCGCAGCCAAUUGGCGGGACUGUCACUGGCCUAGUCAGUAACGGGGCUGGACACAUUUGGGCAGCAAGUGGUGGGACACUCCAUCAGCAGCUUCCAGUUGUUUUCAACCACCACCACCACAUCACAGCGAACCUUUACUUCACCGAACCUGAAAGAACCAUGCCAAAUAUUUCACGUUCAGGGAAAAAAUCGCGUCAUCGACGCCGUUGUUCUAUCUUGUGAAGUUGUGAGGGAGCCAACUAGAAAGUCAGAGGGAUGUUUUCGGCUUCAACAACGAAUCCACUCCAAUUUUCCCCAAAUGUAUGUAUCACUACACAAAUUCUUCCGUCUCAGUAGAUGUGUCUAGGUGCCUAUUAUUGAGCGCAAUUCUAUGAUGCUCCAUAUUGUUGAAAGGUAUCUCCACUAGUAGUAGGCCUUUGAAAUCGUUAUCAGUCUUUGCACACAAGAUAUGCCUGGCACAUUAGACUACUCAAAAAUCUCUGUGGGAGGAAG